This is a messenger RNA of Tarenaya hassleriana, 1434 nucleotides long. Its product is annotated as WD repeat-containing protein 53. The record is from RefSeq and is a predicted model, not a curated record. Gene Ontology annotation, molecular function: protein binding. The transcript is spliced from 10 exons. NCBI's taxonomy places the organism in Eukaryota, Viridiplantae, Streptophyta, Magnoliopsida, Brassicales, Cleomaceae. The coding region runs from base 97 to 1203 and encodes 368 amino acids.
UAGAGGGCUUUUAGAUUUAUCACAUGUAUGAAUUUCGCCGACUGCAUACUUCGGAAGCGUCCGAAACCCUAGCCGGAAAAGCUCGCGUUGACGGCCAUGGCGGAGCCAAGGAAGCUGAGAGGCCACAAAGCUACUGCUACUUGUUGCAUAGCUUCUCGUGACCGCCCCGGGCUCGUCGUCACCUCCGGCGAGGAUGGCUGCGUUUGUUGGUUCGAUUUGCGAUGCAAAGACGUGCAAUUCAUCAUGGAUGUUGGGACAGAACCAGUUUCAUCUCUUUGUUUCAAGACAGGAAACGAGAAUGUUCUGUAUGUUUCUUCUGGAAAUGAGAUCAAGUGUUUCGAUGUUCAAGCGAUGGAUGCUGCUUCAUGGAAGCCAUUGGAAUGUUACAGUUACAACAAAGAUGAAAUAAACCAGGUCGUUUGCAACGGGAAAUCAUCGUUUGUUGCAUCAGCAGAUGAUGCUGGUGAUGUUAAGAUCAUCGACGUUGGUCAGAAAUGCCUGUAUAAAACCCUCAGAGCUGGUCAUACAAGUAUAUGCAGUACUGUGCAAUUUAUCCCCUGGAGACCAUGGGAAGUUAUAACCGGAGGGCUUGACUCAAAACUUGUUAUGUGGGAUUUCUCGAAAGGUCGGCCUCAAAAGAUUGUGGAUUUUGGCUCCGAUACACAUUCAGGACAGUGUCUAAACCCUGCAUUUGUCCACUCAGUAGCGAUCCCGGAGGUCGAUAUGCUCGAUAAACUCGACAAAAUAUGUGUGGUGGCUAGGGGUGAUGGUGUUGUAGACUUGAUCAAUAUCGAGUCAGAACUUAAUGAUAUCAAAUCAAAGGCUUCUUCUUCCACCCGUCCCCGGAAAGGAGCUGCAUCGACAUCAAAAAGAAAUUCAGAGUCUUCAAAUCAGAAUGGGAAGAGAAGGGUUCAUCUCGAUUACUCUGUAGGUGGACACAGUGCUGCAGUUUCCUGCGUGGCGUUUUCCCUGUUCCGAGAAAAGGGCAGAUUCGUAAUCUCAGGCGGCAACGAUAAGACAGUUAAGGUUUGGGAUUGCUUUAAAUGUCUUGAUUCAGACCGAGCCGGGAAGAACAGUGAACUCCUCCACCUGAACAUCAACUUGAGAAAGAAGGUGAAUUGGCUCUGCACUACUCCGUCUGAUUCCGAGAACCUCGUUGUAUGCGAUACGACUAGAGUGGUUAAGGUUUAUUCAGUCUCUUAAGAUACGGAAACCUGGGAAAAUAUGCUGUCUUUUUCCAUGUAGAAUCUGGAAUUGGACGUUUUAAGUGUUACUUCAAAGGAAAGUUUAGUUUUUUUAUUCCUUUGUACUCAACAUGGGGGAGAAUACCGGUUAGUCAUUUUGGUUUAGUCUAAUUUCCGGUUAUUUCUCCCUCUAAUCAUCGGUUUAUUGUAUCCUUUGAAACUGAAAAAUGUCAUUUCGGUUUGGUCUGAA